Molecule: messenger RNA, 488 nt
Organism: Mycotypha africana
Lineage: Eukaryota; Fungi; Mucoromycota; Mucoromycetes; Mucorales; Mycotyphaceae
Product: CHY zinc finger-domain-containing protein
Exons: 4
Coding region: 21-392 (123 amino acids)
Biological process (GO): protein import into mitochondrial intermembrane space
Cellular component (GO): mitochondrial intermembrane space
Molecular function (GO): zinc ion binding
Source: RefSeq, a predicted model, not a curated record
ACCUUUUUUCUCUCAUUCAAAUGUGCAAACACGUACUCAAUGCACAGGUUUCUAUACGAGCUCCAUGUUGUAAGAAAUGGUUCGAUUGUGCUGAAUGUCAUGCUGAAGUUUCCGAUCAUCCGCUAAGAAAGACGAACGAAAUGGUUUUUGCGUGUAAAAAGUGCAAAAAAGUAUUUAGGAAAGAUAUGACCGACUAUGAAGAAGAAGACGAAUAUUGUCCUCACUGUGAUAACCACUAUGUUAUAGAUGCUGUGAUUCCAGAGCCUAAAUUACGUCUAGAAACAGAAGAUAUCCGUGUGGAUAGCAGAGUUGUCAAAGAUGACCGCAUGAAACCCAAACACGAGCAACUGGAUAGCAUUUUCAAAAUUGACGGAUCCGAAAUGCUAGGUUAAUCAACCAUCACGACAUUAUUCCCCUAUCAUAUUUAUUAGACAAUCCAAUUUAGUGUGUCCAGACAAUAUUCAUUAAAAUUACAAUGAAUUGUUGAU